Striga hermonthica is the source of this 531-nucleotide messenger RNA. The record is from the annotation of a GenBank genome assembly. NCBI's taxonomy places the organism in Eukaryota, Viridiplantae, Streptophyta, Magnoliopsida, Lamiales, Orobanchaceae.
AUGGGAAAUCGUCAUUCUGAUGAUAAGGCCAAGGUUUUGUCCAUUGAUAUCAGUUGUUGUGAACGUUGCCCAGAGAUAUUGAGGGAAAAAUUACUCAAAAUGCCUGGUGUGUACUCGGUCAAUAUUAACGUGGAGAAAAACCUCGUAUUCGUCGAGGGUCCGGUUGACCCCAUGACCCUCCUCAACAAAGUCGCGAAGCUCAACAAAUCGGUCCAACUCCUACCAAACAACAUUCACCAAGAUUGCAAUAGGGGGCCCACCAAAGGUGGACGAAAAGGACAAAACGAGGAGCCUCACAAGUGUGAGGCAUAUGAGCCACCAAAGGUGGACGAGAGAGUGUGUCGGGAUUUUUUCUGCAAGAUUCACCCGAGGUCUCGAUCGAUCGUGGAUAAGGUGUCGUCGGGACAUGAUUCCCUCUUUGGGGGCUUGGCGUUUUUCGGUUUUGGGACCCACCCGACCGAGGGGUACCCACCGAUGUUUGGGUACGACCGGCCGCCUGUCGGGGUCCGGCGUCGGUUUAGGUUUCAUUGA